GACCCGCAGCUGAGGCUCAUGUUGCUAUUGCUGCUUUCAUUCUGCAGAGGCUGUUGCGGACAGGAACAGCUAGUUCUACUGCAUCGAAAUACAAUGAGCCGGCAUUUUCUAUGGUCGACUCGCAAGACCCUCCAAGUAAUCAGCAAGCCUCCACUUCACGCUACGGCGCAGCGCAUAUGUCUUCUACCUCCGCCGCACGAGAGACAGGACCGGGUGCAAGCGUGCAUACAGCAGCUGUGUCCGCAUCCGCACCUACCGCAGCACAUUCACGCGCGGCUAGCGGCCUUCGCCGCCGCCUUAUCACCGGCUCAGCAGCGCAGCAGCGCAUCGCUCAAGCCGCUGGCAACUCCAGCGGCACCGCAUCACAGCGUGUGUCAGUCAUUGACGAAGAAAAUGAGCCGCGAAGUCGCAAAUUCAGGCGGCAGCUCGAAGCCGAGUCGCGCGGGGAUACGCUCGCGAUGGACUUGGUGAGCAACGAUGGCGCGCAACAAAAGCAGACUCACGGCGUGCGUGCGUCGCACACGUCUUGUCAGCGCCAGCAAAUCGGACAGGACGACAGCGUGCCAUGUGCGCAGCGCCGCACCCUCGUUCUUGCCACGGACCGGCAGGCAGCGCUGACAGACAGAGAACAGGCUAGCGCCGAAGAUGGACAUGCGGGCGUCCAGCAGUCGCGGCAGAGCAAGGCGCAAUUCUCGAAGGCCAUCGAAGCUGCUAGAAAAGAAGUGGUCGAACAGACCUCAGCCUUCGACAUGGAGAUCAUCACUGGCGUCACCAAGACGCAAGGCGGCAGGGGUACUCUUACAAAGUCACGCAUCGUAAAAAAGAAGCAGGAGCAACACGUUAAUACUGGGAUCGACGAGCUCGAGAUUGAUUUGCAGGCAUGGCGUGCGUUGGAUCCUGAGACACUCAGGAAUGAGCCCAAAGACAGCUGGGUGCAAGUCACCCAGAUCCCAAUGAUUCGCACGGAUCGUCGCCGCUCGCAACGGCCGCUUACUGCACGGUACGAUCCCAGUAUCCCAGACUUCAAGAAGUUCAGAAGAGUAAGCCUUGUCUGAGCUAGUGUCCACAAAGAACAGCAAAAGACGCUGACUGGCCCUGUGAUUGACUCAGAUAUCAACCCAACAAUACCGACGCCCGCCGGUUGCUCUGGAACUUCCA
This is a messenger RNA of Tilletiaria anomala UBC 951, 1158 nucleotides long. RefSeq lists its product as uncharacterized. The coding region runs from base 111 to 1055 and encodes 314 amino acids. Lineage: Eukaryota; Fungi; Basidiomycota; Exobasidiomycetes; Georgefischeriales; Tilletiariaceae. The record is from RefSeq and is a predicted model, not a curated record. The transcript has a single exon.